This is a messenger RNA of Silurus meridionalis, 1912 nucleotides long. It is a transcript of the gene trim105, whose product is annotated as tripartite motif containing 105. Gene Ontology annotation, molecular function: metal ion binding; protein binding. NCBI's taxonomy places the organism in Eukaryota, Metazoa, Chordata, Actinopteri, Siluriformes, Siluridae. The transcript is spliced from 7 exons. The record is from RefSeq and is a predicted model, not a curated record. Bases 139 to 1389 code for a protein of 416 amino acids.
CAAGGGGCGUUCUGGUUUUUUGGACUCUGAACUCAGAAAUCCCCGAGUAAACAAAGCAAGAAGUUGUAGGAACGAGUGUGUGACUAAAGUGAAGGUGGAAGUGAAAGUGGAAGUCAGACUCUAGACUUUUCUCCAUCCAUGGCGUCCAGCAGGAUGAACCAGGACGAGGCUCUGGGUCUCAGCGAGGAUCUUACCUGUGCCAUUUGCUGUGAUCUGUUCAGAGAUCCAGUCAUGCUUGGCUGCAUGCAUCACUUCUGCAGGUCAUGCAUCACCACCUACUGGAAAGGUAUUAGAGGUCCAGCGUUGUGCCCCCAGUGCCGCAAGGAGUUCCCCAACAAACAGUUUCAGACCAACUACCUGGUGGCUGGCCUGGUCGAGAAGGUCAGAGCUAGUUCUUCUUCUGAGUCUAUGAAGCGUCUACAGAAUAAGAAAGAACAGCUAACCAUCAUGAUCAAGAAAGACAAAGAACGGAUGAACAUAAUAAAAAACGUGGCUGUUGAUCUGAAGCAGAGGGUAAGUUCUGACUUCAAGGCUCUGCACCACUUCCUACAAGUAGAGGAGUCAGCCAUGCUGGAUCAGUUGAGGAGGGAUCAGAUAGAGCUGGAGCAAAACCUGAAAUGCCACCUUCAUGCCCUGCAAAAAGCAGUUCAAGAACUAGAGCAGACCAUGAGUUCGCUCAAAGGAGGCCACGUGGGACCGGUGGAGCUGUCAGAAUUAAAUUACAGACCACAUGUUCCAGCGAUCAAAGAACCUAAUAUAGAAGGUUUCAAGAGCAAAUAUAUAGGUCCACUUCAGUACAUAUUGUGGCGAAAGAUGUUAAAAAAAUUAAAACCAGGCCCACUUCCACUAACCUUUGAUGAAGAUACAGUUCAUCCAAGCCUCCAGCUCUCUAGAGACAAGACCAAAGUAGUUGAGACCGAAGCCAUGCUUCCCUACAAACCUAAUCCGAAGCGCUUUGUUCAGUGUGUUAAUGUUCUUGCAUCCCAAGGAUUCCAAAAAGGCAAACUUUACUGGGAAGUUGGUGUUGGCACCAAGUCCAAGUGGGACAUAGGCGUUGCCCUGGAAACAGUGAAUCGACAGGUACGGGUGAAGUUGUGCCCGAAUAACGGGUACUGGACUCUGCGUCUGCGCAACAACACAGAGUACUCAGCAGGCACCCAACCCUGGACCCGGUUGCGUGUGACUUCUCGACCAUUCAGAAUUGGAGUUUUUGUGGACUGUGAGGCACGCACAGUUUCCUUCUAUAACGCUGAUGACAUGAGUCUGCUCUACUCAUUCUUCAACGGGCCCGUAGGGAAGGCUUUUCCAUUCUUCAGCACAUGCCUCAGUGAACCUGGGCAGCAAGCUCUGCCCAUUCAUCUCCUGUACUUCACCAGCAUGGCUCUCUGAGAUACCAAAUUGCUGGAAGCUUUAUACUAAGUGUUCAAAUUAUCUACAUAUAUCACAGGACUACAUUAUAUCAUUUACAAAGCAUAACACGCAUGUUUUAUUGAUGACACAGCUGUCGCGGUUCACAAUUUAUUUUCGCUUAUUCCAUUUUUUAUAUGCACAAUUUACUCCAUUAAAUGUAUGAACACAGAUCCCUCACGCUACUUUAAUCUCACUAUCUUGCGAACAAAUAUUGGACAUUGAUCACAGAAACCAUCAACUCUUAGAUUGCUACCUUUUACAAGCAAUAUGACUAUAACCUGAAAUUGCGUCUUUUUGAAGAAUUUAUUUGUAGCUGCAGUUGAACAUUUUAUGUAAAUGUAGGAAUGCUGGAUGAACUGUAAAUGUUUAAUUUCAUGGGUAUAUUUUCUGAUGCAUUCAAUUUGUAAAAAAAAAAAAAGAAAUCGGAUGACCUGUUCAGACACAUCAAACUAUGUAUGUAACUAAUGUGCAUUAAUAAAUCAAAAACAUAUGAGGCAACUUC